This is a messenger RNA of Paramuricea clavata, 4115 nucleotides long. The record is from the annotation of a GenBank genome assembly. NCBI's taxonomy places the organism in Eukaryota, Metazoa, Cnidaria, Anthozoa, Malacalcyonacea, Plexauridae.
ACCUUGCAGUUCAUUUUAUGUUGAUCUCACCAGUAUGGCGGAGAACCAAAGAGCCAGUUUGCGAAUGAAGCCACAGGACUCGCCCUCCAUCCCGAGACCCGCCCUUCUACCUGGCGAAAUCAUGGUCUGCGAGGUCCCAAACGUGCUUCGCUUCGAUGCCAUGGGUGAGAACAAGAAAGGCAUUUCUGGUGUACUUUGUGCAACAAACUUCAGAGUGUCCUUCAUCACAGCAGGCAUGUACGGAAACAGACGGCAAUCUAUUUUUCACUCCAAUCAGGACCUCUCCGAAGACAGCGAGGGUUUUGCAAGUCAGCCGCAAUCGCAAGAUGCAGUUCUAAUCCCCCAGGCAUGCAUAAUGUACAUCUGCAGUGUGAACGGUGAAAAAGUAAAGAAAAUUAACCCGGGCCAUGUGUUUAAAUCAAAACUCGAAACCCUGGUCGUACAUUGCAAGGACUUUCGGAUCAUUUCCUUCGGUUUCAAGUUCUGUUCCAAGGAACACCAACGCAAAAUCGUCAACACGAUCCUACAUUAUUCAUACCCUUCAUCCAUUUCACAUCUUUUUGCUUUUGAUUACAUUCAGCACUCGGGUUCUAACGGCCAUUCAGGCCGUGAAUUAUUCCCAACCUACCGGUCGUUAUCACACUGGGAACAAGAAUUAGAGCGAUUGAAUUCAAAGGAUAGGUGGCGUGUGACAGAAGCAAAUAUCGAGUUUGGUAUAUCAGAUAGUCUCGGUCGAUACAUGGUUUGUCCCAAAGGAUUAAAAGAUGACUCCAUUGUUGCAGCUGCUAUUCAUUAUACUAAUGGACGGCUGCCAUUUUGGUGUUGGAAUCAUCCAGUGACUGGUGUACCUCUGCUAUGCAGUAUUGGACUGUGAGUAGUAGUUUCAUAAACUCAGUGGUAAAAUACUUGUAGCAAGCUGUAAAAACCUUCUAUCAAUCCAGAAAAGAUCCACACGUCCCCAAAUGUUCUCUGUGGGGGAGGUUUGGAUGUUUUCUGGAAUGACCUGUGGUAAACAAGCAGUAGACUAUAACUAGCAGAAUAAACUUGCAUUUUUUAUUAAACAGACAUACAUGUCCUGUCUUUCACAGUAACAGAUUAGAUUCUGGUGCAGCACUCUAACCAACUGAGCCACAGAGUCUACAUGUAACUCACAUACUAUCAUCUCUCCAUUCAGGCCUGAAAGUGAUUUGCUGGAAAGACAUGAGAGCACAAUUUUCGACACGAUCAAGUCAACGUACCCCAAAGGAAAGCAAACACCAAUCACAAUAUUUGAUGUCUCGCGGAAUUGUGCCUCGUCUCGAGAUUUGGAAAUAAGUUAUGAGAAAGUCCGAGAGUUGUGUAUGCAUGAGAACGAGAGAGAUUUCUGGGCUGGCGACACACACUGGAUGACCAACAUUGAUGGUACUAGGUAAGAGGAUUAUAUAUUAGUCAUGAUCUAGUUGUUGAAUUACUUUUUUAGUACUCUCUAGUGGUAGUGAUUACAGCACAUGUCUUAUGCCUCUACGCUUUGAUUCCUCCAAUGUAUGGCAUUCUGAUCGUGGCUCCAUGAGAAGUGUCGUUCCAGUUUCACUUCAAACAUCUUAUGAAAAACUGCAGGUUCUGUCAAACUGCAAGCAUAUUCUAGCAUGCGACCGAGGUGAAAUUAUAAUCAGAGACUAUAGGUUGGUUUACAGUAUUAAAGUUUCUGUGAUCAAUGUAGGAAUUCUUCAUAGGUAAAUUCUAAGUUUCACAGGAUUGGUAAGAAAUGUUUGAGGGAACUGGCUCAGUGUUUAACACUAAGUCACUUUCCUCAAACAUUUCUUACAAAUCCUUCAAAACUUAGAAUUUCCUAUCCUGUGAUCACAGAAACUUUAAAGCAGGCUUGUGAACUGCAAAAAUGCAAGGUACAUGCAGUAACACACCAUUCAUCUGAAUUAGUACAAUACAUCCAUGAUUUCAUUUCUUCAUCCUUUUCUUCGCAUUCUUUAGAUGGUUGCAACACAUCAGAUCAUCGCUAAUCGCCGCCUAUGCGGUGUCCAAGUUAGUCUACGAAGAUGCGAAGCCAGUGGUUGUGCGUGAAUUAUCUGGUCGAGAUUUAUCACUGGUCAUAACCUCCAUUGCUCAAAUCAUCAUGGAUCCACACUACCGUACGAUUGAAGGCUUCCAGUGCCUCAUCCAAAAGAUGUGGGUUAUCUUUGGUCAUCCAUUUGCAAAGCGGGUUGCGCAUAUUAAAGUGAUUAAGAAAGACGAAAAAGAUGAGAAUGCGGAAUCUCCAGUGUUCUUACAUUUCCUAGAUUGCGUGCAACAGUUACUGGCGCAAUUCCCUUCAGCAUUCGAGUUCUCGGACACCUACCUUCUAGGAAUCUUGGAUUGCGUAUACUCGUGCAUGUUCGAGACUUUUCUCUUCGAUUCCGAGAAGGAGCGAACCGCUAUUUGUGCGCAAGAGGCGUGCGCAAACCGACUAGCAAGCUUAUGGGAUUAUAUUAUGGGUAAUCUAGCGUCCACGGAUUUUUCAUUAUUCCUCAACCCACUCUACGAGUUUCAGCGCACAACUUUAAUCACGGAGGACGAGAAACCAAAAGAGCCUGAACCCUAUUUACUUGGAAGCACUGACACGCCUUGUCUGCGGUUUUGGAAUUCGUGUUUUCUACGUUGGCUCCCGGCCGCUAAAGAAACCGUGGGUCAAGGACAUUGUGCGUCAAAACAUCUUCAACAGAUGAUCCUAUUGAAAAAACUAAAAGUUCUUAAACACCGUCAAGCUCUUUUGGAAGCGGAUCUGAAAGGCUACGACACGGCCACAGACAAAGAACACGACCAGAACAGCCGGGAACUUAGUAAUCUCACCACGAUGAGCGAUUUUAAAACAACACUUCUUAAUUCACUGUCUGGACCUUUUUCCUUUUCGGAGUUUUCAUUGAACCCGUUAAUGGCAGGCAAGAAUAACCAGGCUCGCGAGGGCGAGCUGGCCACGCAAGUUUAGUACAUUGUAGUUAGUUAUAUAUUCUAAAAUUUCAAUUUCGUACUAGAAAGUAUACUCACACAAACAGAAUAAAAGUUUUCAUAAGGGUGGGGCGAUUCAGGGUGAAAACCGUCAGGAAAAAACCCGAAAAAAAAUUUUAUAACUUACGUCAAAAAUAUACUACAGUUAAAUUAAAUUUCAAGCUAUUCUAUUAAUGGUAUAGUACUGCCUUAAUAUUAAUGGUAUAGUACUGCCUUAGCGGUAGGCCACCGUAACGUGUGCUAUUUUCUUCGUUUUUAGUUAGACGUUUCGUCAGAAAACGUUGAACUAAACAGUCACCCCCCCCCCCCCCGGGUUUUUUUGCCCAGAACAACAUCGGUUUUUCCGUUUUGUCGAUUAACCGCCUCAUCCUAUAGUUUUCAUUUGCUCAUGACUUGCGUAUCAAGGUCGCCCAUGUGUCUUUACAGCCGGUAAAGACAGAUCAAAUGAAAAUCAGGAACCGGUCUUAUAGUAGAACUAAGAUUUAGGUGGGUUUUAUUAAGAUUUUUGUGCCGUCUCACUCGAAUAAUAUACGAUGGGUAUAUUGAAGAUGGAAAUUGUCAAGUAGAAAUUUAUAUACAUUAAGAGAAAAAUGCAACUUUAGCCCCUGGCAGGAAUUGAACCUGUUGCCCUGCGAUAUUCCAGUGCAGCGCUCUAAUCCUGCACGUUCACUACACAAUUCCCGUUAUAGACUAAUUUUAAAAAUAGGCAAAGAGAUGCAAGAAAGAACACACAGCUAGAAAGAACAUACUACAAUGAGUAAAAUUGCAAAGUUUGGUUGCGAAAUGUUGUAAAACGCGGAAAAUAUAGCCUUGCAAAGUUUGCAUAUUUUUGCAUUGCAUGCGGAAAUUGCUACCAUUUUCGGCCCGAAUGUUUAGUAUGUUCUUUCUUAGAUGUGGUGAUUUAUUUGCCUCUCCUUGCCUAGUUUUAAAAUUAGUCUAUGAUGAGAAUUGUCUAUUCCUGUCAGCAUGGAUAAUAAAAUAAAUGGAUAGGAAACUAGCUGACGUGACCUAAUGUUUUUACUGGGAUUGAUGGCGUGACUGGGUGCCUCAACCUAGUUGAAAACCAAAUUCUCAAAAACGGCAUGUUUAGCAAUAAUACAGCUAAACAUUUUAGUCAAAGAGCAAAUAAAUGUAAC